AACACAUUUGUACGUGUAAUGAUCAAGAGCCAUCGACCUCCGGUAAUCAUCUUUGAAUAUCUGUCUUUUAAGAGUGAGGUUCUCACAAAAUACACGCCCUCUGGUUAUUUCCUUUUUUGGUCGGUGGCUGACUGAUUUCCCCCCUUUCCGGUUUAUAUCGAUCUUCCCCUUCUUUACAAAUCACCAAUCAUUUCUUAACCAGUUCAUCUCACUUUCCAGAACAUUGCCAAGAGAAGAUCAAUGGUAAAAGACACUGCAUAUUAUGAUAUAUUGGGUAUCAAUGUUGAUGCAUCCACAGCAGAAAUCAAGAAGGCUUAUUACCUCAAAGCAAGGAUAGUUCACCCCGAUAAAAAUCACGGAGAUCCAAAAGCUGACGAAAAUUUUCAGGCACUUGGUGAGGCUUAUCAGGUUCUAAGUGAUCCUGAAAAGCGUGAAGCGUAUGACAAGCAUGGGAAAGCAGGAGUACAACCGGACUCCAUGUUGGAUCCUUCAGCUGUUUUUGGGAUGCUUUUUGGAAGUGAAUUCUUUGAAGAAUACGUUGGCCAACUAGCUCUGGCUUCUUUGUCAUCUGUUGAAUUAGAAGAUGAUUCACUAGAUAAGGAAGCUCGUAUGCAGAAAAUUCAUGAAAAGAUGAACGCAUCUCAGAAAGAAAGGGAAGAAAAGCUUAUCACAAUACUGAAAAAUCGCCUUGAGCCAUUCGUUGAUGGUCAAACUGAUGAGUUCAUUAAUUGGGCAAAUUCAGAAGCAAGUCGGCUUUCAAAAGCUGCUUUUGGUGAGGCUAUGCUACAUACCAUUGGAUACAUUUACACGAGGAAAGCUGCGAGGGAACUCGGAAAAGACAGGCGUUUUAUGAGGGUACCCUUUUUAGCAGAAUGGGUGCGAGAUAAAGGGCACCGUAUAAAAUCACAAGUAAUGGCAGCUUCAGGUGCUGUUAGUUUGAUUCAAAUACAAGAUGAGCUGAAGAAAGUGAACCUAGGAGAAAACAAAGAAGAGAACAUAUUGAAAACCCUUGAAGAUAAGAAGGAUGCCAUGCUUCAAUACCUUUGGCAGAUCAAUGUGGUUGAUAUUGAGUCAACCUUAUCUCACGUCUGCUUAGCAGUACUCAAAGACCCUAGUGUUUCGAAGGAUGUUCUAGUUUUACGGGCAAAAGGAUUGAGAAAACUUGGAGCAAUUUUUCAAGUAAGCGUGUCUUUCCCUUCCACAAAUUAAUGAACCAUAGUCAUUCCAAACAGUCUUGUAAUUCAGCUUGAUUUCGAGUUUUGUUUCAAAUGGCAUAUGUUACAGGGGGAGGGGCACUUUUCAUUUAUGUUUUUUGGUUCAUACUGAAAAGAAUUUAUCUUCCAUUUUCAAUUUCUCAGGGAGCAAAAGGUGCUUACAGUAGAGAAAACAGUUUGCGCCAUGAAAAUGACAAAGCGAUAAGUGUUGGUACCUCGUCAUAGUUGUCUUGAUACUCGAUGGAUGUCCACUUCAUUAUUAAUGUAUGUGGUGUGUCAGAAGUAGUUGGGUUUUAUUCUUGUCCAAUUUGUCGAAUUUUCGAAAGUAAGUUCAUUAUUGAUGGUAUUGAUUCAACAGCAUAUUGAAUUUCAGACAAGAAUUAAGGUAGGAAUCUUCGUGUAUUCAUCACUGCAGGAUUAGUUUUAUUGUUGUAGUAGACUGUAUAUGCUGAUGGUGAUUUAACCUACAUCUAUGAAGCAUUUGGAAAUUAAAGCAGCCAGUAAGUUUUUCUGUGACAAAAGCAUUUUAAAUAAACUCUUGCAACUUCUAUUUGCUGAUCAACUUCAUAAUAUAAACUUGCUCAGUUUUGUGUUACAAAAGCAUACUAGGAACAUUUGAUGUUCUCUCAAUUUCAUGUUCUUGGGAGGAUAUUUUUGCACUUUCCCUUUGAUGCUCAGGCACAAGUUGCCCCUAAAAAGGCAUAUAUACACAUCCAUAGGUAAUGGCAAAGCUUAUCUCCAACGAGGUGGAAGAAUAAUUAUAUCGAA
Messenger RNA from Durio zibethinus, 1982 nucleotides. The record is from RefSeq and is a predicted model, not a curated record. NCBI's taxonomy places the organism in Eukaryota, Viridiplantae, Streptophyta, Magnoliopsida, Malvales, Malvaceae.